AUGGCACAGCGUGAGCCGGCUGAGUGGGAGGUGCCGCUGGGUCUGGGCGAAGAAGACCGGCAGCAGCUUCGCCGUAUUAUAGGCGCGUUUCCCAAACUGACGUUUGCCGCUGGCUAUGGCUCCGGGGUCGUGCCACAAGCCGACGCCACCAAGCUCACCAAGAAGCCGAUGAAGGACUUCAUCUUUGCAGUGGAAGACUCGCGGCGGUGGCAUGAGGCCAAUAUCGCAACCAACGGCGGACACUACUCAGGCGUGGCCUGGCUCGGUAGCAGCGUCGUGGCGCGGCUGCAAGAGGACGUUGGUGCGUCCAUCUACUACAACACACAUGUUCAGCUGCUCGACGAGACAAUCAAGUACGGCGUGAUCAGCAGCAAGCACCUCAUAUCCGAUCUAGUCAACUGGGACACGCUCUAUGUGAGCGGACGGAUGCAAAAGCCGGGAAGCGACGAGAUCAUGAGUGCCAACCAAGCCAACCUAGAGAGUGCAUUGAGCUCGGCUCUUCUGCUCGCGCCAGCACAGUUGCCACAGCGCCAACUAUGGGAAACGAUCGCCGGCCUAUCUUAUACAGGGGACUUCCGGAUGCAGUUCGGGGAGAAUCCCAACAAGGUGAAGAACAUCGUGACGGACAAGAACGCCGAGGCAUUCCGCCUCAUGUACCGCCACAGCUGUGACAAGUUGCAGCACCUACUUCGAUUGGAAGAUGACACGGUGGUCCAGGAUACCAGCCGUGCCGCGCGCCAGGACCUACUGCUGCGAUUGCCGGCCAGGCUCAAGGCCAACGUGGAGCGCCAGACGGGGCAGUCCCUGGUAGAUCUCAGCGGUGCCCCCGUGCAGACGAUCGCCAGUGCCGUGGCCAGCGGCAUCUCCACGCUCGUCAAGUCAUCCUCGCGCUCCCAAAGCUUGAAAGCUGGUCUGGUCAAAACGAUCGUCUACAGCGCCAACAAGAUCGCCAAGAUGCGAAACGCAACCAAGUAG
Molecule: messenger RNA, 975 nt
Organism: Acanthamoeba castellanii str. Neff
Lineage: Eukaryota; Discosea; Longamoebia; Acanthamoebidae
Product: Mitochondrial matrix Mmp37 protein, putative
Exons: 7
Coding region: 1-975 (324 amino acids)
Biological process (GO): cardiolipin biosynthetic process; CDP-diacylglycerol biosynthetic process
Cellular component (GO): mitochondrion
Molecular function (GO): phosphatidate cytidylyltransferase activity
Source: RefSeq, a predicted model, not a curated record